Messenger RNA from Cylindrotheca closterium, 1674 nucleotides. The record is from the annotation of a GenBank genome assembly. Lineage: Eukaryota; Bacillariophyta; Bacillariophyceae; Bacillariales; Bacillariaceae.
AUGACACUUGGCGUUACUACAGGAUUCGAAAUGGACGAUGAUGAUCGUGGUGGUCUUUCGGCUUGUCCAUCCAAAGACUUUUCCGAGGCUUCCAGUUUGUUCAUCAACAACCACACCAGCAACUGGCAGUUUGAAGAAGAAGGAGAAGAAGAAGAUACCGUAGAGGAUGAUUUCAUGACAUUUCCAGCGUCGGAAAACUUUUUCAAGAAUGAAACUGCCACAUCUCCACUGCGUAGGAGCGCCACACAGCAGCAGACUGUUGAUGGACAGAGAAGAAGCCAAACCAAGAACAACCACAACAACAACAACAAUAACACCUCCAUCAUGUUGUUGGUGGACAAAGUGAGCGCCUCCAAACGCAGUGGUGGUGGUGGUGGUGGUGGAGGUGAAGACACUUGCAGCACCCAAAUCACUGAUCACGAAGAAGAUGGAUGCUACACCCUUUCGUUGGCUUCCAACUCGGAACUUGGUGAAUCGUCCUCGCCUACAACAGUGCAAGCCAAAGAUGAGGACGAAGAAGGAGUGAAACCAAAGGAAUACGAAGAUUGCUUCUCAGGUGGCCCCGUGGAGAAACCAAUGAUGAUGGUACCACUGGUACCACCAGUGUCACUACAACAAAAUGGUGAUGGUGAUGAUGAUGAUGAUGAUGAUAAUGUUGACAAACGGCAAUCCAGUAGCGCACGAGAUGCCAUGGAAUUGCCAUCGUAUGUUUUGGAUGACUCUAGCCCUGUUCGAGCAACUGAGGAGAAGGAGGACCACGAGCGAACCUCCUCUCUCGCAAUCGCCACUGAUGAAACUGACAGUCCAGCCGUGGAGGAUGCUACUGCUGUCAUUGCCAUUCACAACAACAACAACAACAACAACCACAACAAUGACACUAUGGUUGUUGGAGAAAUUGGUGCUGCUGAUUCCAAGGUUCGAUACUCCAAAGCUGCCCAAGAGGUUUUGAAGGAAGAAGCACCAGUUUCGUUUUCGUCGUCGACGGACAAAGAUUUGGACGAGAAUGCUAGCAAGACGGCAAUCCUGUUGUCCUUGCAAUCCCAAUCGCAUGCCGCAGCCAUGGAGUUCCAAGUCUCUGCGGCAAACGCCACCAAAAACGUGGCGGGAGACGUACAACUUGCCAAGGAUACGAUUGGUUGCGACGAUGCACUGGAAAAUAUUUGCAAUGGAUUGGCCGAUAGCACUCUGUAUGGAUGCCAUGUCUUCAUGUCCUUGUUUGACAAUGAUGACUCGGCUGAUGAAUACGAUGAACAAGAAAUGAUUGAGGCCCAACAAUCCAUGGACAAGGGAGAAAUUAUGAUUCCGGAAGAGGCACCCAUGAUGCAAUUGAUGGAGGAAAUGAACGAAGCUCAUCAAAGACUCAUGAUUGAGGGAGCCAUUGACGAGAACAUUCCGCAAGAAGUCAUAAUAGAACAAGAACAAGAGCAACAACACAUGACAUUGGGCGAAAUUAUUGCGAUUCCUCAACAAGAAGAACACAUGCUAAUCAUGGCAUUAGAGGAGGAUGAUCCCAUUGUGCCACGAGUGGUUCGCAAGGGACAUGUUCUAUCUGACAUGUUCAAGGAAAAAGAAGAAGACCAAGGCAAACAUCAGCGACAACAAAAUAAUGCUCUUCCUCCCACCACUGUAUCCGCAAGAAAACUCAUCGCUUCUUGGCCUCCCAAGAAGCAAUAA